AUGGUGCCUCCGCUGGCGCCCGUCCGCCUGUUGCGCCCGACAUCUCGCGCUCCCGUACGACUCGCCUCGUCCAUCUCGCGACUGCUCGCCCGCCCGCGCCACGGCGAGCGCGUUUGCGUCGACGGCUGGGUGCGUUCCGUCCGCAAGCAGAAGCGCAUUGCUUUUGCAGCCGUGGGCGACGGCUCGUCACUGGCUCCUCUGCAGGUUGUCUUCGACGACCCGGAGCAGGCCAGAGCCCUCUCCACCGGCACCGCCGUCUCGAUCGAAGGCGUAUGGCACGAAUGCCCCCCCGGCAAGCAGCAGUCGCACGAGCUGCAUGCCCACGGCAUCCGCGUUCUGGGCCAGAACGACUCGGCUGUGAGUAACGGAGAUGCCGCUGUGCCUGUCCGCCUGCUGAUCGCUGCGUCACUGCAGGCCUAUCCUUUGCAGAAGAAGUAUCACAGCGCGGACUUCCUGAGGACUCUGCCGCAUCUGCGCACACGGACCCCCUUCAAUUCCUUGCUGCUGCGACUCCGCUCGCAGUUGAUCGCCCACGUCACCAGCUUCUUUGCCAAGCAUGACUUUGUCCAGACGCACCCGCCCAUCAUCACCUCUUCCGACUGCGAGGGCGCCGGCGACGUCUUUGCCGUUUCCCCCCGAUCUGACCUGCGUCAAGGUGAUGCCGCCUCCAAUCGCUCUAACUCCGCAGACUUCUUCCGCUCGCCCAAGUAUCUCACUGUGUCGUCCCAGCUGCACCUAGAGGCCCUGGCGCAGUCCGUCGGAAAGGUAUGGACGCUGUCACCCACCUUCCGGGCUGAAAAGAGUGAUACGACGCGUCAUCUGAGCGAGUUCUAUAUGCUCGAGGCUGAAGUCUGCUUUGUCGAAAAGCUGGACGACGUCAUGGACGUGCUUGAGAGCCUGCUGCGCGAGAUUGCCACGAAUUUGACAAAUUCGACUGUUGGCAGAGAGCUCCUACUCGCUAGGUCAGCCGAAAGGACGAAGGACGAGGAUGCCUCGAACAUUACGCCGCAGGCGCUGUUGCAAAGGUGGGAGGGCCUGUGUAAGGGACCAUGGCCCCGAAUAACUUACGCAAAGGCUAUAUCAAUCCUUGAGGAUGCCGAGUCUCGAGGCACAGUGGGCUUCGAGUUCAAUCCCUCAUUCGAAAACGGGCUGCGUGCUGAGCACGAGAGAUUCCUGGCCGAAAAUAUCGGGCAGGGCGGUCCGGUGUUCGUCACGGAUUAUCCCCGCGCCGUGAAACCUUUUUAUAUGGCACCCUCUACCCAGGCUCCCGGAAGUGAUCUGGUUUCCUGCUUCGAUCUCUUGGUGCCCGAGGUAUGUGAGCUGGUAGGCGGCUCAAUGCGCGAGCACCGUCUACCGGAGUUGCUGGCUGCCAUGGAUGCUCAUGGCCUGCCACGGCCAGACCAGCAUAGCCCCGCAGCUAGCUCUGAGGGUUCCAAGAAAGCAAACGCCAAGGUCGAUCCAGCAGCCGCGAAAGAACCUAGCAAUCUGCAGUGGUAUACAGAUCUACGCAGAUUCGGUAGUGUGCCUCAUGGUGGAUUUGGCAUUGGGUUCGACAGGCUUUUGUUAUACUUAUCUGGUGUUUCCAACAUCCGGGAUGUGGUCGGAUUCCCCAGAUGGUACCAGCGUUGCGAUUGUUAA
Diplodia corticola is the source of this 1638-nucleotide messenger RNA. RefSeq names its product asparaginyl-trna synthetase. Gene Ontology annotation, biological process: asparaginyl-tRNA aminoacylation. The coding region runs from base 1 to 1638 and encodes 545 amino acids. The transcript is spliced from 2 exons. Gene Ontology annotation, cellular component: mitochondrion. The record is from RefSeq and is a predicted model, not a curated record. NCBI's taxonomy places the organism in Eukaryota, Fungi, Ascomycota, Dothideomycetes, Botryosphaeriales, Botryosphaeriaceae. Gene Ontology annotation, molecular function: asparagine-tRNA ligase activity; ATP binding; nucleic acid binding.